AUGAAACCAACAACAUCCCCUCUGUUGCUGCUGCUGCUAUUGCUGCUUUCUCUCUACCUGUUGGCCUUCCCCAUUUCGUGCAAUGAUAAUCAGAUCACAAGCCUGCGAAAGCUGAUUAAAUCUCGCAAAUCCGCCAAAGCUCCUCGCUCUGACGCAUGGGUUGAAAUGGAUACAACAUACGGACGUCUGUCAUCAGUAUAUGUGGGAAAUCAAGAUGGAUUGAUGGAAACGGACAAGAUUGAUACCUUGCCUGGACAGCCAACGGGAGUUGAUUUAAAUCAGUAUGCAGGCUAUGUUACAGUGGAUCCCAAGAACGGAAGAGCACUGUUCUAUUACUUCGUGGAGUCACCUCAGGAUUCUUCCACCAAACCACUGGUGUUAUGGCUGAAUGGAGAUGAUUUAGAACCUCGCGUCACUCUUAUCUUGAUGGAAGGCAACAUGAAUUCCCUUUUCGCGAGUGAACAGCCCCUCAUCUACAUUUUGCAAGUUGACGAGAUCAAGUGGCUCGUCAUUGUCUAA
Molecule: messenger RNA, 519 nt
Organism: Dovyalis caffra
Lineage: Eukaryota; Viridiplantae; Streptophyta; Magnoliopsida; Malpighiales; Salicaceae
Source: the annotation of a GenBank genome assembly